GACAAUGAAAUAACUGACACCGGAUUUACGUGGUAUCCCCGGAAUGAUCCAGGACUAAUCCACGGAAGAGCUCUGAACGCUCUUCUAGCUACUGAUAUUAUUGAUUGUGAUUGUUACCUCACACUUGCCUAACUCGGCUGCUCAUAUACAAGGAAGAAGGAAACCCUUAGCCGAACCCUAGGAUCACCAUCUACAGCCAACGUGGUGUCCAUGCAUAGGUUACAUGGGCUCUACGUAAAUGGGCAACAUCAUUGGGCCUAAUAACUACGUA
This is a messenger RNA of Linum tenue, 271 nucleotides long. NCBI's taxonomy places the organism in Eukaryota, Viridiplantae, Streptophyta, Magnoliopsida, Malpighiales, Linaceae. The record is from the annotation of a GenBank genome assembly.